AUGUUUGAAUGUGUCAAAAAAGUCAAGGAAACAAUUAAAUUACCUUCGACAACAGUGCGUCUUUUAUUGCAGCAUGUACAUUGGAAUGAACAAAGACUCAUGGAACAAUUUUUUGAUCCAGAUUAUCAAGACAAGCUUUUUCGUGACGCAAAUAUUGUUAAUCCAUUCAAGAAGUCACCUAAUGUUGAUGGUGUCGAAGAUUUAAAAAGACAAUUAUCGUCGUCUCCUCUUCACUCUUUUCGUCGUCAAGGUUUGACACCAUCAACACCAUCAACACCAUCACCCAUGAUAAUGACACCACCGUCAUCACCAUUAAUAAACUUAAAACCAGUGACACCAAUUAUCGAACAUACCUGUGUCAUAUGUUGCGUGACGAAAUCAUCCAAUGAAAUGGGUGGUCUUAAAUGUGGCCAUGUCUUCUGUAUUGAAUGUUGGCAGUAUUAUCUAAUUAGCAAAAUUAUGGAUGAAGGUAUUAGUGAAACAAUUUCAUGUCCGGCGAAAUGCAAUAUUCGAGUCGACGACAUAACUGUUCUCCAUAUCAUUGAAUCGCAGGAUGUACGUAACAAAUAUCAGUACUUAAUUACAAAUUCGUUUGUACAAUGUAAUCGAAAAAUGCGCUGGUGUCCAGGAAAGAACUGUAAAAAUGCAAUCAAAGAAUUAUUAUCUUCGGGUGUGACCACGGUUACAUGCACUUGCCACACAUCUUUCUGUUUUCAAUGCGGUGACGAUGGACAUGAGCCAAUAAAAUGUGAAUGGUUAAGAAGAUGGCAUAAAAAGUGUCAAGAUGACAGUGAAACAAGUAAUUGGAUUGCUGCUAAUACGAAAGAUUGUCCAAAGUGUCACGUAACAAUCGGUAAUCAUGUUGCACUUCUACAAUAUUUGUUUUUCAUAUGUUAG
Messenger RNA from Rotaria sp. Silwood1, 897 nucleotides. Lineage: Eukaryota; Metazoa; Rotifera; Eurotatoria; Philodinida; Philodinidae. The record is from the annotation of a GenBank genome assembly.